GACUGGGAGUGCUUCAAAGUCUACGAUUCCAUGGAGUUCGAGGAUGACGAGACAACGACACAGGAACACCAGUUCCGGGCGGAGGGAACUCUCGAUGCUGCGGCUACGGAGGCUCUUGUGGGACACUUCCAUCAGCCGGGUGCCCCUGCCAGCUCGAGCUACAAGGUGGGACCAGUGCAGCCUGCCAGGCCGCUGCCGACACCACCGAGCACCCCCGGUGGGCCGGGGGAUGGAGGGCAAAAUCCAAUCCCAAAGGGCAAGGGCAAAGGCAAGGCGCCCUCACUUCGAAAGGCCGCUACAUCCAAGCUUAGCCAGAUUUCUUCGAAGUUGGCUGAAGCACGAGUUCUGGCUGCCGAUCUGCCUACUGCCUCGCAGUUGCCCCUCACCUACAAAGACAGGUCCGAGAAGAUGAAGGAGGGCUACGAGCAGGAGCUCUCCGAGGGCAAGAAGGCAGUGGAGGAUGCUAGAGCACAGCUCGAAUCAUGGUACUCCCGCAAGCUUGAGGAUUCGGAGAUUGUGGGCGAGGAGAGAAACGUGUACGACCAGGUCAUUCGGGCCGUGGACAGUGCAUUUGUGGUGCUUGCCGGGAAGAUGAAAGCUGUGAAAUCCGCAACGGCACCCCCGAAAGAAAGCAAGGCGAAGGCCAAGGCCAAGGCUGCCAGGAGUUUUGGCACCAAUUGUGCCAUGGUCUUUCAAGCAGCCAGGAUGCCAAACCUUUCAAAACCGAAGCUGCCGCAGCUGAAGCGCCGUCGCUCUUUGAGCACUCCUUUGCACGCCUAUGUCAUGAGGUACACAAAGGCCGUCCCAGACACCACCCAUCCCAACAUCAUGCCCGAAACAUCAGAUCAAGAUUCAAUUUGCAGUGAAGUUGGCUAUCCCACAUGUGAAGUACUCUUGAAUGGAACUUCGUUUGUGGGCGCCCGGGAGAUGCUGGAGGCUGUGAACGCCGAGUUUAAGGGCUAUGGCAUGGAGCUGGGUGGGGCUGCAGGUGAGUUGAUCUCGACUUCAGGGAAGUGGUCUAGCAAUGUCCAGCGGGAUAUGCUCCGAAAGUGCAAAACUGCCAAGGUUGCUGCUGCAUCCGAGGUUCCGGUUACAAAGUUGCAGGUCCCGGUGAUCACAAAGGGUGUGCUGAUGAAGCGGCAACUUCCUGUGGUGCUACCACAUGAAUUGUUUCCUUGGCUGGUGCGACAUGGCAUUAUCCCACUGAAUGACACGGAUGAGAUUAGAAAGUUCUGGUCGCACGCUAGAACGGCAGGGAUGCCGACAAUGGGGGCCACAGACUACCAUAUCCCUUUAUACCUCUGGGGAGAUGAUGCCCGGUUUACAGAGACACAUGAGGAUAAGCUUGUGGUGGUGGCCUUUGGGAGGGUGCUUGAGACUUCCAAGAAUGCCCUCCGCAGUGUCUGGCCACUGUUUGUGUAUCAGCAGGUGGUCAAGUCCUUCAACAUCCUCUUCGAGCAGGGUGUUGUGGUACAGACUCCCAAUGGCGACAUGAAAC
Molecule: messenger RNA, 1498 nt
Organism: Symbiodinium necroappetens
Lineage: Eukaryota; Dinophyceae; Suessiales; Symbiodiniaceae
Source: the annotation of a GenBank genome assembly